This is a messenger RNA of Cricetulus griseus (Chinese hamster), 1255 nucleotides long. The record is from RefSeq and is a predicted model, not a curated record. NCBI's taxonomy places the organism in Eukaryota, Metazoa, Chordata, Mammalia, Rodentia, Cricetidae.
AACCCGGUGGGAAAAAUAGAAGCACUGAGCGGAAGCCCCUGUGGGGUCUGAGAAGGUGAGCUGGACUUUUCACAGCUGGGCAUGUCAGGGACUGGGAGGCCCGAAGGAGUCCUGGCAGGUGAAAUUGGGCAGAUUGCCAAAGCUUAUUUUUUCAGCCCACGGAAAUUUUUACAUUUUGGCUUUUUUUCUUACAAUGGCUUCCAUUCACAAAUUACUGAUUGGUACUUAUAUCCAUAGAAACUUCCUAAAGCCAAGGGCUGCCUUGCACCCAUUUAUGGGUAUUCAGUUUGUAGACUAUUCUUCCAGUCAUCCGCAGAAACAAGUGGCUCCUGCUGACAGAGUCUCCCAGCAGAGGAAGACUGAAGAGGGUGUACAAGAGGAUCGCCACAAAGAAGCCGCUUUGGAUGUAACUUCCCCUGACAAUGAACCCGAAGUUAGUUUUGACAAAGCAAUUAGAGAUGAAGCAGUAGAACAUAUUAGGCGUUGGAAGGAUGAAAUUGUGGCUCAUUGGAAAGGCCCAGAAGGCCGCCCAUUACAAGAGGUCAUAAUGGAGCAAGCCAAGGUUGUCUGGAAGUUUCGUGAAAAAAAAGAUUUGGAGAAGUGGAUGGUGACUUCUGAUAAGACAAUUGGAGGCAGAAGUGAAAUCUUCUUGAAAAUAGCCAAGAACAAUCAAAGUGCCCUGCUCUAUGGGACUCUGAGCUCCGAGGCCCCUAAAGAUGGAGACAGUAGCCAGAGUGGAUACUGUGCAAUGUUAUCCAGGGUUCCAAGGCGUUCUUUUGAGAGGAAGCAGUAUUAUGAUUGGUCCCUGUUCAAUUCUCUGUAUCUCCGAGUCCGUGGGGAUGGCCGGCCUUGGAUGGUGAAUAUCAGGCAAGAUACAGACUUUAUCCAGAGGAAAAAUCAGAUGUACAGUUACUUCAUGUUCACCCGUGGGGGGCCCUACUGGCAGGAAGUCAAGAUUCCUUUCUCCAAAUUUUUCUUCUCAAAUCAAGGAAGGAUACGAGAUGUCCAGAGCCCACUUGUACUUGACAAGAUCUCUUCUAUAGGAUUCACCCUGGCAGAUAAGGUGGAUGGACCAUUCUUUCUGGAAAUAGAUUUUAUUGGUGUGUUUACUGAUCCAGCCCAUACAGAAGAAUUUGCUUAUGAGAAUUCUCCAGCUCUUAGCCCAAGACUUUUCAAAUAUUGAACUGGGGGCAGACUUGAGUAAACUGAAUAGUGGUCACAAAGUACAAAAUAAAGCCUUUCUGUCUACCACUUC